Limulus polyphemus (Atlantic horseshoe crab) is the source of this 5855-nucleotide messenger RNA. RefSeq names its product methyl-CpG-binding protein 2-like. The transcript has 5 exons. Lineage: Eukaryota; Metazoa; Arthropoda; Merostomata; Xiphosura; Limulidae. The record is from RefSeq and is a predicted model, not a curated record. Gene Ontology annotation, molecular function: DNA binding. The coding region runs from base 128 to 1030 and encodes 300 amino acids.
CCAAGGUUAGCCUAACGACUGGUACUUUAGUUCAUCGUUUAUGUGUAACUCUAAGCUUGAGUAAAUGUACACUGGGAACUAGCACUAACAAAGUAUUGGUUAACGAAACUACAGAAAAUAGCUAACCAUGUCCAGUAACCUUAAUGAGAAUGAGGAAGUUUGCAAUGGCAAAAAAGUAACUCCAAAAAAAAUUGAAGGAAAAAACAUCAGCACAAAUGGAGGGGAGAGUGAGAGUAAUCGAGAAGUUUUAACUUCAGAGAAAAAAAGUUCAAGAAAACCCCUUGAAAUUUCUAAAGAUGAGAACACUGCACCAGUUGGUUCAGUAGAGGAAACAGCUGCAUCAGAAGAAUCUGUUGUUGAAAAAGACCCUCCAAAACCCAACAAGAACAAGAAAGAUGAAAGCUCUAAGAAAGGUCAAGCAAUGUCUAAGAUUGAAGAAAAUUCAGAUGGUCAGGAGAUAUCUGAACCAACUAUGCCACCAGGGUGGAGUCGGAAAGUUGUACAGAGACAAUCGGGAAAGUCAGCAGGAAAAUAUGAUGUAUAUCUUUUUACGCCUGAUGGGAAAAAGUUGAGAUCCAGAAUAGAACUUCGUUCAUAUUUAUCAAAGUAUAAUAUUGAUAUUGAUAUAGAGAAUCUGUUUACACUUACUGGAAAAACUUCAAAAGUUCUAGCCAAAUCUGUUACAAAACGUAAAAGUAGUUCUCAGAAGUGGAGCUCUUCCCCCAAGAAAAAGAAGUCCAGAAGCUCUAGUGUAAGUAGUGCACGGAAGAAGACACCAAAACUUCGUGUGAAACUGACCUCUCUCAAAAAGCGAAUCCUUUCAAACUAUGUUCAACAGGAGUCCAAAAAAGAAGUUUCUGAACAAAACUUAUCAAUAAAAGGACAAUCUAAUGACUCUCCUCAGAAAAAGCUAGCUGCUAAAAAAGCGACACAUUCACCAAAGGUUGGCCAAACUGGACACAAAUUGAAAAAAAGUAAUGAAAAAAAGUCUAAACUUAAAACAAAUAAGUCCAAAGGUAAGAAAAAGUAACACUUUUUCUUGUCAUUCAAGUUGUAUGUUACACAAUCAUACCUGAAUACAAUAUUCGCUUUUUUUCCCCUUUACAUCCCAAGAUAUGUUUUGUUGUUGCCAAAAAAUUUUUCUUUAUUGUAUCAGAAAAUGAAAAACAAUAGCUGAUAAAGUGUGACCAAUUGUUUCUUUUUAAAACAAGAAUAACAGUUUUCCUUUGGAUAAAAAAACAAUUUUAAAUGCAUUAAUGUAUCUACACUUAUGUCUUUAAAAUCUGUUAGUUCUUAAAGUUACUUAUCAGUUAUAACUAGAUUCAUCACAGCCAUUAUUUUGCUUGGGUCUGAAUAAUGUAGCAUAAGCUAGUGCGUGAUAUUUCUAUUAUUAUUUUUACAAUGUUUUCUAUUAUUCUCUGACUUAGAGAUAUUUGCGUUAGUCUAAUUAAAGUCCCAUGAAAUCAUAAGUGUGCACAUAAUCCGUUUCUUAAGACAUAGAUUGACCUGCAUAUGGGAUUCAAGUCACAAAGCAAAUUGUAUGCAGAGAAAAAUUUUUCACACAUUUUUUAUAGAUUAAAAUGUGCAAGUGUUACCCAAUUCUAUCAGUGAAGAGGAUAAAUUAUAUCCAUUCCAUUACUGCUACAGCAAUUGUUUUGUCACCUAUCCAAAUUCCAGAUCUUAGAUUGCAAUCACAUAGGAUCUUUGUAUACUAGGUAUAAGAGCUUUAAAAAAUAUAUAGCUGAAAUGUUCCUUGCUUCGUUUUAAGUAAAAACACCUACUAUUAACAAAAAUCAUGCCUUAGUGACCUAUUUUGUUAUUGAUGUAUAUUGAGUGUAAAUGUUAAUGUCUUUCAGAAAGCUCUAUAAAGAUUGAGAUUAUCAGGCUUACAUAUGAAAAUAUCUGCAAAUUUGAACGUGAUUUGAAACCUAUUUUUAUCUGUUGGCCUAGAUAAUAAAAAAAAAUUGUUCUACCUUAUGUUGGAUUUAUUCCAUUGUAGUUUGAGAUAGAUAAUUUCUGAAAACCUGAACAGUACAGAUACAAGUAGUCAACUUUGAUAACAAUAAUAAAAAAUUCUAACCAUUACUUUAACUUUUAAUAUGAGCAUAAAGAAAUGGUAGAAUACUGGAAUAUUUUUGUCUUUAUUGAACCAAUCCCUGUUUUGGUUUUUGCUCUCACAAAUAUAUGCAGCUGAUAUUUUUUGCCAUUUCAUUUGUCAUUAAUGUUGGUUUUUGUAGGUAGUAAAGAAAUGAUUGUUCUAUUCUUGUUCAUCAAUGGCUUGCAGUGUGUAUACUUUUUAUUUAUUUUUUUAUUUCUUUGCAGUGUUAAAUCUACUUAUUAAAAUGGUAAAUAAUACUUGAACUAUAAACUUUGAGCCUUAUUCUGACAGAUAUAAAGUGUCAAUAUCUUGAAUACAGAAUGUUUGUAUUCAAAGAAGACCAUUUGUCAUUUCUCUGUUUCCAGUAUAAAACAAUGAUUGUUGAAUUGGUAAAACAUCUCACAUUCAAGCAGGUCAACUAUGGUGCUGUUGCUGAUGUUACUUUUCUCUUUUUUUGUGCCUGUACUGAAAACAGACAAUUGCAUAACAAUAUUUUGUUGUAUUUAAGUAACCUGAGGUUAAAUUAAGGAGCUUCCAAAUUAAAAGAAAUCAUUUUAAUAGCAUUUUAAGAACUUCUGUCUUGUUGAUUGAUUCUUCUUACCAACAACAAAGUAUGCUUUAUCUAAAGCUUCACAACAUUUUGGACAUGUUUUAAUUUCACAUCAGUCUUGGGUCUAGGGUAGGAGCUGCAUUGAAUCUUUAUUACCCAGUUUCAUGCUUGAUGUCAGAAAAUUAAGCUUUCUAACUCUGACAAAGUUUUUCAUCAUUAAUUGAAAUAUUGUGAAAUACUUUUUUUAUUGUCUUGUGGUUAGCGUGGUGGACUUUGAAUCUGAGGUCCAUGUUUCAGAUCCUGUUGCAGCAGAAUUAUGCUCUGCAUUUUGCAUGCAUAUGGAGCAUUUUAAGGGUACUGUCAAAUGUCACUAUUCAAUUAGAGUAGCCCAAAAGUUGGCACAGAGUUCCGUUGACUAGAUGCCUUCCCUCUAAUCUAUCAGUUAAAAAUUAGGGACAGCAAGUGCAGGUAGCUAUAGUGUAGCUUUGCAUGAAUAACCAAAAUGAACAAUUAUUAUUUUGAGGGGAAAAAAUCUAAAAAUGUAAAAUUUAGAGAAACCAGUAAGAAUUCUCAAUUUUAAAUAUUUAAAAGUCUUUAUGCAAAAAUAAAAAAUACCAUCACUGAAUGCUGGCACAGGGCCAAAGUAGUUUUUUUUAUGCAUUGAAGUCUUGUUUUUCUUUUAACUAUAUUAGUUUUGUUUUGUUUAAUUUUUAACAGAAUUUUAAUUUGUAAUAGAAAAUGAAUUUAUGUAGUGUUUUAGUUUAAGGUUUUGUUUUUGCAUAUUGACUAUUGAAUGUGUAUCAGGUGUAAUAUGUAGUUUCAUACAGUACAUCAGAUUUACUGUUGAAACUAGAAUUAGUAAUUUCUAAGUUGUGGUAGAUUAGAAGCCUAGUUGCAAUACAGACCUUAAGUUUAGUAUUUGAUAUCUUAAAUCUUGGGUGUUGCUUUGAACAGUUUCCUUUUCAGAGUCAGAUGAACAUUUCAGAUGAGAUUACCUUAAUGGCACAAAUACUGAACCAGAUAUCUGUUCAGAAAUUGUGUGUUACAAUAUCACUGGGAUAUUAUUUACUAGUAAUACUGUUCAUGUAACUGUAUAUUAAUGUCUUACUGGUUUUUCUUCUUUUAUAUAUAUAUAUAUAUAUAUAUAUAUAUAUAUAUAGACACUGGCAUCUGAGGUUUAUUAAAGUAUUAUAUUUACUGUUGUGUAACAAAUUAUAUAAAACACACUGAUAAUUAUAACCUUAAUUACUUUUAAUUGUUGCCAUUGUUGUGAUUAUUGUAAAGAAGCCAGUUAGUUAAAAUUUGUAAAAUUACCUUGUAAACUAGUUUACAAAUAUGGUCUUGUCUCUGUCCUGAUAACCAGUUCUGGCUUAAAUCACCCUCACAAGAAGCUGUUAAAUAUUUUAUGAACAGUAAAUUUUCAUAAGAUUAAGAAUUGUAAUUCAAAGCUAAAACUUUGAAGAAAUUUGUUGCAAAAUGUUUAAGAAAAUCUUUUGAAAAGGCUCUGUGUGGAACAAGUGAUUUGUAUCUGAAAUAGAUACUUUUCAUAAUGUGCUUAUUUUACAUUUUGACAACUGCUUGCUUUAGUAUUAUUUGAUGUUGGUAGUAAGUAGAUAAUAUCUGGUCAGCAGUUUAGGAUAUUAAUCAAGUUGUGAAGGUUACAAUAUAUUAUGUCAUGUGAUAAAUAGAUUUUGUUUGUUGUUUAAUAAUUUGACUUCUGGUGUGUCACCUGUAAGGGAUUUGUUUUUAGAUUUUCCAAGUAACAUGAAAUUUAUGUAGUUUUAUAUUGCGUAUAGUGAUUCAUUUUAUUAGUAUUUGGGUUGUUUACUUUUGUGUAAAUGUUUUAACUGUGUCUUCAAGGGUUUUGUGUUUAAUAUCCAUAUGACACCAUGUAAUUAUUAUGCAUGUGUUCCAGUGACUAUUAUAUUACAUCUGUAAACAAAAGUGGGAUUUGGACUUUUAUGGCAGGAAGUAUAAUAAAACCAUGGCAUUGAAUAAAAGUGUAAAAAAAAAAGUUGCUGAAAAUAUCUUUAAACAUUUUCGUAUGGGAAAUGCUAGUAGUGGAAUUUGUUUAUUGUGUCUAGAAAUAUUUAAUUUACUUUAAAAGAAAUAUGUUUGUAUCAUUGGUUCUAAUGGAGAAGUUACAUUCUAAAUAAACAUUUCAUGAAUGUUAGUAAGGUAUGAUACAUUAAUACAUGCUACAACUUUAGCUUAUGUUAAAAAAGUGAGAAGAAAAGUGUACAUUGUGCUUAAGAAUUAGAUGUGUCUUGUUAGUUUUUGUAUAUGUAAUGUUUUAAAUUGAAUUUUCUGCUUUUCAGUCUAUCUAUAAGAAGGAUAUUUUUACUUAACUUUUUUGUCCAGUUAAUUCUUGUUAAGAAUGAAAUGUUUGAAGUUUACUAAGAAAAUCAUGUUAAAACAUAUUUGAAAUAUGCAAUAUAAAAUUUUCUAUUAAAGUUGAAAUUCUUCACAACUGUGGGUAAAAUAUCAAAACAUUACAUUUAACAAAAUAUUGUAUGCAAUUAAUGACAUGAAACUUUUCAUCCAGACCACAUCCAGUUGCACAUGUGCUAUUCUAGCUAUACUCCAAUGUUGCUAUAAAACUGUUGGUUACAAAAGUAGGGUAUUUCUUAAUAGGUUGCAUGUUUAUUAUAUGAUAAAAAGAACUGUUUGUUUAGUAUUUUGAUGUAAAUAUGGAGAUUGCUGCACAUAAAGUAAAUUGUGGGUUGAGAAUUAUUAAUAUUUUUUUUCAGCAAGUUUCAAUACUGUUGUAAUGUUCAAUAGUUUUAGAUGGUCGUUAAAUUUUAACAUUUUCCUCUAUAAACCAAAAGUUUCAAAUUUUUUCAAUGAAAAUUCUGAUAGUAAAAAAUUAUUCAAUUUUGUUCAAAGAAUGCCAGCAUUUUAAAUCUUCAAAUGACACUAAGAAAUGAGUCCUUACUCAAUAUUGUUACAUCUACAGAACACGCUUAUCAUUGGAGUAAUGAAACUUUCUGUAAAUAACGACUAGUAAUUGUGCAUACACUAGGGUUAAUAGGCUGUAGCGGUAUUUUAUUUUUAUUACUCUUCUGUUUUAUAAAUGUACUUGAUGUAUAGAGCAAAUCUUCUACAUUACCCAUAUUUUUAUGAAGAAUUUGUCAAUCAUCUUUAAGUUUGUCAUCAAUUUUGUAACUUUGCUGUGUUGUAUGCAAAAAUAAAACUUGUGAAGAAAAA